This is a messenger RNA of Lentinula edodes (shiitake mushroom), 3012 nucleotides long. RefSeq lists its product as uncharacterized. The transcript has a single exon. Lineage: Eukaryota; Fungi; Basidiomycota; Agaricomycetes; Agaricales; Omphalotaceae. The record is from RefSeq and is a predicted model, not a curated record. Bases 85 to 2967 code for a protein of 960 amino acids.
AAGGCGCAGGUCGGCAAAAUCUGGUAUGUGUCGGACUUGGAGAAACUGCUCUUUACCAAUCUUCCAUCCAGUUAUGAGACCUACAUGCGAUGCAAUUGGUUCCCGAAGGCUAGCUGUAUCACGCAUUACUCUACAAGGCCCUUGCAGAAUAUUGUACAGCCCUCCGUGGUCUUUCGAAAUACUCCGACCCACUGUCUUCGAGUAAAUAUCCGUCAAAAAACUUCUGCAUUCGUACUCCAUAGAUCUGUUUCGACAUCCAUUCAACGAAACACUUUUUCCGACCCUUUCGACACCUCCGACCAUCUGCUCUCUGGGACCAACACAAACGAACACGACUUAACACCUUCCCAGCUCUCCCGUGCAGUGUGGCAAUCAGUUCGUCUUGCUCUACAGACGCAGGAUCUACAUACCGCCUAUAUCAUUGUGGAAUCUGCUCGCCUCUCCAAUAAACCUCUUCUCCACAAUGCACCUUCCAAACGCUACCGCGCGAGUGGAAUAGAGUUCUAUCGACCAGUGUCUUCAAGGCUCGCUGGCCAUGCUCUAGUACACGGCCUGCUUCGCCUCGGUUUGCCUCGCAGAGCCCAAGUAGCUGCGAAGAUAUUGAUGGACAACGGUGUACCGUUGAAUCCCAAAACGUUCGAAGCCGUUCUCGAGGCCUUGGUAACCUCUGAUGGAAACAUCCCGCGUUCAACUGGGAACGAGCUAUUCAAUUUCCUGAAAACUCUUCUUCCGAAAAGCACUAUACUAUCCCUGAACCCAACUUUCACUGGAGGAAGGGGUAGCCGUGCCGCCUUGCAUCUGUUCAUGUCUGCACGUAAUAUGAAGCAGCAGCAGCGAACAGAGCGUAUGUAUCGGACACUCAUCGGUUCCUUCUUAUUCCACGGAGAGCUUAUAGCCGCUUCACUUCUCAUCACCAUAAUCCUGAAGGAUUGUGCUGUCCGAGAUGCUAUCGGGCGUCAACUUGCUUCCCCUGAUAUAAAGGAGGAUGCCAAGCUUGAGCAGGAAUCAUUGGUACAUUACCGCUUCCUACGCAGGUCAUCGCCCUCACCUCCAUUUGAUAUUUUGAAAGACCUGGUAGAAUCAAUUGCGGGUGUUUUGUCCAGGGAUCCAGUUGAAGAUGAUGCAUAUCAGAUAUCUUUCCAAGCAGCCCUGCAAGCGCUAGCGAAUCUUGCGUACUUGUUCGACAUCCGUCAAAUUCCUUAUUCCCAUCUCUCGUCCUUGAUACGCUUGCUCUAUAACUGUCCCAAAGGAGAUGAUCUGGUCUGGGUAACGAAGAUAGACGGUCAUCCUGUGCAGGUAAAGGCCUAUGAUUAUUUUCAUCAUGUCUUAGAGCGCAUUGUCCGCUAUCCACCUCGAAUGCGGAUCGAGAAAACGAAGCCAAAUAAACUCUUGACUCGCUGGAAACCGGUUCUGGACAACUCUCGGCCGCUUGAUUUACCCGCCUGCAACUCCCUUCUACAUUACGCUCUUCGCCACCGUCUUUCUCCGAGUUAUGCCAAUAAUAUCUUGCAGUACAUGCAAGAUCCAUUCUGGAAGCACAGUGGAUACCGUCGUCCUAUCCCGAACACAGUAACCUAUAAUAUUAUCCUAUCUGCCGGUCGUUUGCUCCGCUCUCCAAUAAUGGUAGACACAGUUCUCCGCAUGUUGAAAGACAUGAACGAACACGGGCUUGGCACUAUCGACCUUUCUCCGGCUGCGUCGCCUGCGAAUUUCGAUCUCACUCGAGGUUCUUCGAACGACCGUUUCUCGUCAGCCCUCAGACGAUUAGGCUCAGAGUCCCACGAGCUUUCUUUACCGUGUCCCCCAACAACGAAGAAACUCGGCGCUGACACUCAUACUCUCACUGCCUACAUAACCUACCUUGUUUCCGUGGGUCGUGCAGAUGUUGUGCCUAACAUUCUGUUCGGUCUUUUACCCGAACUCGCCAUCGUCGAUCAUCCUUCCUGGGGAGACUUAGGACCUGAACAAAUCAAACAUCUCCGACAGCAAUCUCGUAUGGAUUGUCUUCGUCGCGUCGUCGCUUAUGGACCAUACUUUUUUGUUGCUAUUCUUAACGCCGUCGUGAAAGAUGGUCGGACUGGUCUUGCUGAGCGCGUCUGGUAUCUGGCCAAAGAAGCCGAGCGGGCGAGCUGGCUACCAGAAUUCAAUCACGGGCGUGAACCAUGGUGUCUGCCUGUCCACGCUUACACGCUCAUGCUUGUUUGUUACGGUAACGAGUCCCGUAAACACCCUUACCGGUCGCCGCUCCCCUCGACUGCCACCGCCUGGCAGCCCCGUUCGAAUCGCUAUGUCGUUGGCUGGGCGCAUUACAUCCAGCAACAAAAUGCCAGAUCCAGACAGCCUCUCGAUCGCUCUGUUGCUGGGCACAAGUCAGGCGUGUCUGUUUACCAAAGUAUGCUACGUGGAGCACGUUCGGUAUAUAAGGCCUUACAGGCGUUCAAAGUUAGCAACAACGACAAAGAAGUUCACUCUUGGGGGGAUCUUCAACUCCCAGAGCCUGAUGAGAGGUUCUUCAACGCCAUGUUACGCAUCGUAUCGAGGGAUGCGCGAAAGCGUCCUCGUCGCGCGCGCACAACCCCAUCACACUGGAAGCAGCACAUACGGUUCGCGAAUUGGCUGUACAGACAGUAUGGUCAAUCCCAGAGUCAGCAAAAUACAGACCUUAUUCUUCUUGUGGCGGAGGAUAUGGUUAAAGCUGGUUUCGAACUUCCCGUUGGAGUGCAAUAUAUGUUGAUCGGCCAGGAUAUUAAUAACCAAUUAUUGCGUCAACGUAGGCGGAGACCUGUAGUAUCGCGGUAUAGAGGUCCUUGGGCUUUCCCUGUUGCCCAAAUGGCCCAAACUCCGUUUGCACUACGUGUUGAAAAGCAGAAGGGACUCCCGUUGGGUCGUAUUCCCAACGUCUUGCGUAGGAGGAAAGGAAUAUCUAGGAGGCAUAAAGAGGAGUUUGCUUUCAUAGAAAAUAGAUAAUCCCCCUGUAAUUGAAAAGCGUGGCAAUUGAACCAAAAGUAGCAA